Molecule: messenger RNA, 1412 nt
Organism: Phasianus colchicus (ring-necked pheasant)
Lineage: Eukaryota; Metazoa; Chordata; Aves; Galliformes; Phasianidae
Gene: TFAP2D
Product: transcription factor AP-2 delta
Biological process (GO): regulation of cell population proliferation; regulation of transcription by RNA polymerase II; anatomical structure development
Cellular component (GO): nucleus
Molecular function (GO): RNA polymerase II transcription regulatory region sequence-specific DNA binding; DNA-binding transcription factor activity, RNA polymerase II-specific
Source: RefSeq, a predicted model, not a curated record
AUGUCAACUACCUUUCCAGGUCUCGUCCACGAUGCAGAGAUACGUCAUGACGGAUCAAACAGUUACCGUUUGAUGCAGCUUGGAUGCCUGGAGUCCGUGGCCAACUCGACCGUCGCCUAUUCUUCCUCGUCUCCUCUCACUUAUUCUACCACGGGCACCGAGUUCGCCUCCCCGUACUUCUCCACUAACCACCAGUACACCCCACUGCACCACCAGUCCUUCCACUACGAGUUCCAACACAGCCACCCGGCAGUCAACCCCGACGCUUACUCCUUGAACUCUCUCCACCACUCCCAGCAAUACUACCAGCAGAUCCACCAUGGGGAACCCACUGAUUUUAUCAACCUGCACAAUGCGCGGGCGCUCAAAUCCUCCUGCUUGGACGAGCAGAGGAGAGAGCUGGGGUGCUUAGAUGCUUACCGCCGCCACGACCUGUCUCUUAUGAGCCAUGGGUCCCAAUAUGGGAUGCAUCCAGAUCAAAGACUCCUGCCAGGACCAAGCCUCGGGCUUGCAGCCUCGGGAGCAGACGAUUUGCAGAGCUCAGUGGAGGCCCAGUGUGGACUUGUACUGAACGGACAAGGUGGUGUGAUAAGAAGAGGUGGUACCUGCGUUGUUAACCCCACCGACCUGUUCUGCUCUGUACCUGGUCGCUUGUCCCUACUCAGCUCCACUUCAAAGUACAAAGUGACCAUUGCAGAGGUGAAGAGACGCCUUUCACCGCCAGAAUGCCUCAACGCUUCCCUCUUAGGAGGUAUUUUGAGAAGAGCAAAAUCUAAGAACGGAGGACGUUGCCUGAGAGAAAAAUUAGACAGACUGGGACUGAAUUUACCUGCAGGAAGAAGAAAAGCAGCAAAUGUCACACUCUUGACUUCCUUGGUAGAAGGGGAAGCAUUACAUUUGGCCAGAGAUUUCGGCUACACCUGUGAAACAGAAUUCCCUGCCAAGGCAGUAGGAGAGCACAUUGCCAGACAGCACAUGGAACAGAAAGAGCAGACAGCAAGGAAAAAGAUGAUCCUAGCAACAAAACAAAUAUGUAAAGAAUUCCAAGACCUUCUCAGUCAAGACAGGUCACCCCUUGGAUCCUCCAGACCGACUCCAAUACUAGACCUUGACAUCCAGAGACAUUUAACACAUUUCAGUUUGAUCACUCACGGUUUUGGAACUCCUGCAAUAUGUGCUGCCCUAAGCACUUUCCAAACUGUUCUCAGUGAAAUGCUGAACUACUUGGAAAAGCACACAUCGCACAAAAACGGAGGAGCGGCGGAAUCCGGCCAAGGACACGCCAACUCGGAGAAAGCCCCCCUACGGAAAACUUCAGAGGCUGCUGUGAAAGAGGGCAAAACAGAAAAGACAGACUAGCUACAUCAAACAGAAUCUAUUUCAAGAGAGUCUUGCUGCUGAUAUUUUUUUUA